GCAGGCGGGCCCGGCCGCGGGGCCGGGCGGGAGGCGCCGUCCCGCGCCGCACGUGCGCGGGGCCGCCGUGCGGGCCGCCAUGCCCAAGGUGCGGGCCGGGAAGCGGCCGCGGCUGGAGCGCCGGGAAGGCCGCGCCAGCGGCAUCCUCUUCAACACCGGCGCCGGGCAGCACAUCCUGAAGAAUCCUCUCGUGGUCAACAGCAUCAUCGAGAAGGCUGCCCUGCGACGUACAGAUGUCAUUCUGGAAGUGGGCCCCGGAACCGGUAACCUGACAGUAAAGAUGUUGGAGAAAGUCAAAAAAGUGAUUGCUUGUGAAAUUGACCCCAGACUUGUUGGUGAACUUCAGAAGAGAGUCCAGGGCACGUGUCUGGCAAACAAACUUGAAAUCAAGGUUGGAGAUAUCCUGAAAACAGACUUGCCAUUCUUUGAUGCAUGUGUGGCUAACUUGCCUUACCAGAUUUCUUCACCUUUUGUUUUCAAGUUGUUGCUUCAUAGACCUUUUUUCAGGUGUGCAAUACUUAUGUUUCAAAGGGAAUUUGCACUUCGUUUGGUUGCAAAACCAGGAACUAAACUAUACUGCAGGCUCUCUAUUAAUACUCAGUUGUUAGCUCGAGUGGACCACCUCAUGAAGGUUGGAAAGAACAACUUCAGGCCCCCUCCCAAAGUUGAAUCCAGUGUUGUCAGAAUAGAGCCAAAGAACCCACCGCCACCUAUCAACUUCCAGGAGUGGGAUGGUCUGGUGAGGAUAGCCUUUGUUAGGAAAAACAAGACCCUCUCUGCAGCAUUUAAGUCAAGUGCUGUAGAGCAGUUGCUGGAUCAUAAUUACCGAAUUCAUUGUUCCUUACAUAAUACAGAGAUUCCUGAAAACUUCAAAAUUGCAGAGAAAAUACAGACGAUCCUAAAAAAUACAGGUUAUUCUGAAAAACGAGCCCGUUCAAUGGAUAUAGAUGAUUUCAUUAGAUUGCUGCAUGGCUUCAAUUCAGAAGGCAUCCAUUUCUCAUAGACUCUGCUAGAAGAAUGAAGUUCUGUAUUUCAUCACCAAAGUCUUACCUAAGCCAGAGUGACUGCAGUGAGACAUGCUCUUCUCACAGAAGCAGUAACAGAAUACAGCUUACACACUCUGGUUCUUAUUAAAACUUUACAUGCCAUUUCAUCACAGAUAGUAGGCGAGAACCUGCUGCUCUGUAUUUUAAAAACAGUAAAUUCUUUCACAGCUGAAGUCAUGUGCUGGACUUCCACAUGACUGUAUUUUCAAGUUUAACUGUAAUCUGUGUUCUCUGCUCAUGGACUUGAUCUCAGUAUAUUCUUGCACAAUAUUUAACAGUACAGCCCAUAAGCCUGGUCUGGGCAACAAAACUAAAGUUGUAGUCCUUCCAUUUGUUUGGGAUUAUUGUUUGUUUCUUUGUUUGAAAGUUAUUUAAACACUUUCUUUUGAUUUGAAGUGCCUAUCUUCCAGUUGUCCAGUGGUACCUGCCUGCAUUCCAAGUCUGUUAAUAAUCUGCAUCUCUUGGAGAAAUGCCAGUAGCUCUCAGAAACAAGAGCAUUUAUCUUGUGGGCUUGGUUAUCAUUUACAAAAAUAUUAUGAAGGUACCUGAAACUAUCAGUGUCAUCUCCUUUACCCCCUCCUUAUUGCCAUCAAAUUACUCCAGGCACCAGCAGGAAACUUCCAAGGGCCGGUGCUUAUAAGCAGAGACAGAACGGGUUUUUUUGUCAAUGUAAAUCAAAGCAGCUGUUUUUUAAAGAAAAAUACUUCACCCUUCAAGGCAAGGAGGAGAUUUAGCAUAGAUCAAAGCUUUCAGUGAGUCUUGAGAGCAAUGCAUGCCUGUGUCCUGACAGAAAGACUUACUGAAAUGUCUUUAUAUAGUUUGGAUUUUUUAUAUAUUUGUUACGAAGGACAAGCCAGAAUUUUCCAAAGGAGGUUUGCAUUAACUCUGCGUAGCAGCUGUCAGAAGAAAAAUCCACAUUAGGCUGUUUUAUGAUUCAGGAAUUCAUAACUAUUAACUCUGUAGCAUCCUGCAGGGGUGAAGGCAUGACUGUGUAUUAAAUACCGCAAGUCAUUUUUUUCAUGUACAGUGUGUCCCUUUCUGUAAGAUCACAGUAAGCAGAGGGGAGGCAAAUUAACAAAACCUUUUCUAAGAUAAAACUUAAUUUUACAUGCAUCCAUUUUAAGUUCUUUAAAAGUCAUUGAUUCAGAAGCGUACAAAAAUACAGACUUGAAUUUGCAGUUAUCAUGAAAGAUUAUCUUGGAAAUGAACUAAUUUAUUUUAAAAUUUAGUAAUUUAAUAAUUCCAGUGUUGCUUCACUGUGCACAACCAAUUAGUGAGGUAAGUAGCCACAGCAAUACCCUUAGAUUAGUAAAGAAGGAACAAGUGCUGGAGCAUUCCUAAAUGCUUUUGUUUUGCAGAUAGGAAUUGGAGAGAAGCUUGUCUGAGCCCUGUUGAAGUAUUUCCAGCCUCACAGCAGUGGGCAGCAGGAAUUUGUCAUAGCCUUACCAGUUUAUCUUGAUUCUCACUGCUUCUGUAUCAGCGUAGCUCUGAUUUCACAGCAGGCUGUCUCACAGACUGCUCCUCCCCAAUGCCCCCCGCCCCUUCUACACAGGUAGCAGUAUCUGCUACCUGACUAGACUGUCCUCUUUUGUACCCACUGUAAACCACAGCCUGGUUGCAGCUCUAGUCUUGCAUGGAGGAAUAAUGGGGAAGCCAGUGUUUCUGAUAUAGGAUAUCUCAAUCUUUGGAGGCUUUUUAGAAGCUCAGAUUUCUCUAGACCAACUUCAAAGAAAUGUUUUGGUAUGAUACAGUAACUGAAACUACUGUGCUAAUAAAGGUUGCUGCCUUCUGUUGAA
Molecule: messenger RNA, 2842 nt
Organism: Apus apus (common swift)
Lineage: Eukaryota; Metazoa; Chordata; Aves; Apodiformes; Apodidae
Gene: DIMT1
Product: DIM1 rRNA methyltransferase and ribosome maturation factor
Exons: 12
Coding region: 80-1003 (307 amino acids)
Biological process (GO): rRNA methylation
Cellular component (GO): mitochondrial matrix
Molecular function (GO): rRNA (adenine-N6,N6-)-dimethyltransferase activity
Source: RefSeq, a predicted model, not a curated record